AUGCUCGGCAGAACCUGGUUCACGCCAGACAUCUCCUUCCCGAAAGGCGGCACCCCGAAAACAACCCACUACAAAAAGGACCUCGCCGCCCGGCGGCCCGACGACCCCAGCCCCCGGCUCUGCGAGCGGUGCCAGGACUGGGACGUCCCCGAGUUCGCCGCGGGCCAAGGGUCAAAGGCGCACCGCAACCUGCCACUCGGCACGAUCAUCCGAAGCGCGGCGGAAUGCCUGGUGUGCGAGGCCGUUGCCGAGGCCGUCGAGGCUCGCCGCCGGGAGUGCGAGUGGUUGAGGGACGCCUCCGCGGGGAGCGUGUUCGUCGUCGUGCAGGGGCCGUUUUUCUUGGACGCGGGGCUCGCGGGUGAUCAGGAGGGACGGCUGCAUCGGACCGUGGGCGAGGCGGAGGUCAGGUUGUUUUUGGAGUUGACGAUUAGUGUCGUCUCCAGGGGAGACGAGAAGACUGGGGAAGUGGUGCCUUCGCCGUUUUUCGUGACGCCCCAGUUUCGAAUGAGGUAUUCUGGGAAAGACACGUUGCGACUGCAGGUCGUCGAGGAGUGGGAGGUUGAUAGAUUUGAGGUCAGCACGUUGAAAAGCUGGAUUGAGGAUUGUGAGAGACGACAUUGCUACGGCAAACGCGGCGCGAGGCCGUGUCUUCCGGAUCACAACUCGAUAUCUGAGCUGCCGAAAGGAUUUCGGGUCAUAGACGUAAAGUCCAUGAGAAUCGUCCAACCCGACAAGGCAGUGCGUUUCGUCGCGUUGAGCUACAUGUGGGAAGCUACCGAAGGCACGGGACACACGCAGCUCGUGAGUUCGAACACGGAGGACCUCGGGGUCGAGGGCAGCCUCAACGCGAUCAAACUCCCCCAAAUCAUCACGGACACGAUAUCGCUAUGCAGGGACCUCGGGAAGGACUAUCUCUGGGUGGACCGGCUGUGCAUUAUACAAGACGACGAGCGGUCCAAACCGGAGCAGAUAGACGGCAUGGACCGCAUCUAUCAAUCUGCUACGUUCGCCAUUAUGGCGGCGUUGGAUGAUCGCAAUGGAAAGGGCUUGCCGGGCUAUCGGGAGCACCGCAGGCGGCCAAGGGCUUCGCUCUGGGGUCCGCCGAGGAAUCGCAACAGUCGGCGGGGAAUUGAUCCCAAUGGCGUCCAGGACAUCGUCGACCCUUCGUUGUGGAACCGGAGGGGAUGGACGUUCCAGGAGAGGCUGUUCACGAAACGGAGGUUCUUCAUCACCGAGUAUCAAGUCCUGUUCGAAUGUUGCCGCGGUCAAGCUGCGGAGGAACUCACAUGGAGCCUCUGCCCGGUCAAAGAGCCACCGGCCGUCAUAGACAAUGAGGAUGAUGACAAGGGAGACACAGAGAAGAACGAGGAAGAAGACGACGACGACAACGAUGCACAACCCCCGCAUCUCCAAGAAUUCAUGAUCGACAGUGUCGAAACCGAACAAAAAGUCCACCGUCCCGGAACAGGCUUCUACCGGAAGCCGUCAUACUACAAGCCCAGCACGAUCAAACUCCAAGACCGCGUCACGCUGGCCGACUAUUGCCACUGGGUGGAGGACUACACCUCUCGCCAGCUCUCGCACCCGGCCGACAUCCUGAACGCCUUCGCGGGUGUAGCCAACGCCGUCAGGAAGGCCAUGAAGACCGAUACUAUGUUUGGACUCCCGGCGGCGUGUCUGCCGCAGGCCCUCAUGUGGAGUCACGUAGGCGCGUCCGCCCGCCGCGACGAGGCGCGAUGGAUCCCGAGCUGGAGCUGGGCCGGAUGGGAGGGCACCGCGGGAUACCGCUGGAUACACGGGGAGGCGAGGCUGGUUGAGAGCAAGCUCGUCCGCGUCGCGACGCUCGUGUCGUUUCACUACCACGAUCCCGCGGUCACGGGGCGCCUGAGAGCGGUAGGCGUGAGGGAGCGCUGGCUGGGCCUGGAGAUGCGAAAGCUGAAUAUCCACGGGCCCGAUAAGCUGCCGAGGCUGCAGCGGCGGAUGAGCGGUGGCAAGAUUAAUAUCCUAGAGGAGACGGACCGGCUGUACGAGGAGAUGUGGCAGAUGUGUCCGCAUAGUCCGUGGGAAUCGCUUGCGCGCGGGGAGCUUGAUGAGAGGGCCGUAAAGGUUGCGAAGGAUUUUCCUGGCUGCCUGGUCUUCAAUACCACAGUAGCGUCUUUGAGAAUCGGACGCGACCGGAGGUAUUCGCAGACUCGAGAGCGACGCGCGUUUGAGGACGCCGAGAUCUUGGACGUCAUGGGCAGACGCGUCGGGUAUCUGGAUAAGAUGGACAUUCACUGGAUUGCCGGGCGGAAGGGUCGAGGGGGCAGGCGGAGGCCGCUCGACUUCAUCGUCAUCAGUGCUUCGAUGGAAGAGAUUUCCAGCGAGAAGAAUGAGUGGGCAUUCGUCGAGGGGCAAUUUCACGAGUUGUGGCGGUUCAACGUUAUGCUGGUUGAGAGGCUGCCGUAUGAGCCGUUCGUGGCGAGGCGCGUCGGGGUUGGGUUUGUGAGGGUCAGUCAGUGGAAGGAGUGUAAUCCUCGGUGGGAGACGGUGGUUUUAUGUUAG
Molecule: messenger RNA, 2544 nt
Organism: Colletotrichum karsti
Lineage: Eukaryota; Fungi; Ascomycota; Sordariomycetes; Glomerellales; Glomerellaceae
Exons: 2
Coding region: 1-2544 (847 amino acids)
Source: RefSeq, a predicted model, not a curated record